AUGUUGAGAUUGAGAGAAGAGAAGAAGGAGCAAUUUAAUGAUAAAAAAAAUAACAAAUGGCAGUUAUGGGCUGGGAUAGCUGAAGAGCUAGUGAGGAACCAAUUCAUGUUGGGGGCGAAUGGCAGUGAGAGAUGCCGCCAAAAAUUCGCCAAUUUGACCAAGUCAUACUUGAAAUUCAUACGAAACCAGAAGACAACAAGGGCAGCCUUCAUAGAGCAUCCUCCAUUUUUUGAGGAAGUCCACUCAAUUUUAGGUGAGAAGCAUAAAACUCAACCCAAACAUUUAGUGGACAGCUUGGAGGAUGAGCCCAUGCCUGAGGCCCCUAUGCCCGUGCAAGAAACGCCAAUAAUGGACGAGGGCGCUUCUUGCAGCUACAACACUAGAACUGAACCGUCCAUCACCGACCGGUUCAAAAACCUGAGGGAUACUCCUACCUCCAGAACUAACAAAGGGGAUCCGGUUCUACAGGAGUUGAGGAGCCACCAGGUGGAACCGAGAAGACAAUUUGACGUUCUAGCUGCUCAUUUAAAAAAAACAGAGGAGCAGAGGGAGAAGCUCCUCAAUAUUAUGGAGCAGUUUUUUACAAGAAAGAGGAAGAGGCAGGAAGAUUCUGAUGGAGAAUAA
Coccinella septempunctata (seven-spotted ladybird) is the source of this 624-nucleotide messenger RNA. RefSeq lists its product as uncharacterized. Lineage: Eukaryota; Metazoa; Arthropoda; Insecta; Coleoptera; Coccinellidae. The coding region runs from base 1 to 624 and encodes 207 amino acids. The transcript has 2 exons. The record is from RefSeq and is a predicted model, not a curated record.